Corticium candelabrum is the source of this 2241-nucleotide messenger RNA. Its product is annotated as serine/threonine-protein phosphatase 2A 56 kDa regulatory subunit gamma isoform-like. Lineage: Eukaryota; Metazoa; Porifera; Homoscleromorpha; Homosclerophorida; Plakinidae. Gene Ontology annotation, biological process: protein dephosphorylation; signal transduction. Gene Ontology annotation, molecular function: protein phosphatase activator activity. The transcript has 13 exons. The record is from RefSeq and is a predicted model, not a curated record. Gene Ontology annotation, cellular component: protein phosphatase type 2A complex; nucleus; cytosol. The coding region runs from base 83 to 1837 and encodes 584 amino acids.
AGAGGUGGACGAAUCAACGAACAGAGCAAAAAGGUGCACGACUGUAGUCUUUUGAGUAGACGUUUGACGAGCAUUGGGAAAGAUGCCGAAGGGCGGAAAGAAGGACAAACAAUCUGGAGGGAAAGCAGCGACUGCAAGCAAGGCAGCGCCAAAAGCAGACGCUGAUGGACCAUCAGACGAGGCGUCGCGUGCCACGAAGCAUCAUUCUUCGCCGAAUCCGCCGCCGACGCAGGUGAACAAGAUCAAAUACUCGCUUCCCAAUUUGCGGAAGGACAAGGGCGGCCGUGGCUCGAGCCGUUUUCGAGUCAGCGAGAAGCGCGAACUGCAGAAGCUUCCAGCGCUGAAAGAUGCGGCACCUUCGGAGCGGGAGGGUCUCUUUGUGCAAAAGCUGCAGCAGUGUUUUGUUAUCUUCGAUUUUCUCUCCGACCCACUGAGUGACUUGAAGUGGAAGGAAAUCAAACGGGCAGCCCUCAACGAGCUGGUUGAUUAUGUGACGCACCAGCGUGGUGUAAUCACGGAGCCUGUCUACCCCGAAGCCGUGGCUAUGUUUGCUAAAAACACAUUUCGAACUUUGCCACCUCCAUCUAACCCGCUCGGUGCCGAAUUUGAUCCAGAGGAAGAUGAACCGACUCUAGAAGCUGCCUGGCCCCACCUUCAAUUAGUGUACGAGUUUUUUCUUCGUUUUCUCGAGUCACCCGAUUUUCAACCGAACACGGCCAAGAAGCACAUCGAUGCAAAGUUUGUAUUGCAUCUGUUGGAACUGUUUGAUACGGAGGAUCCUCGGGAGCGGGACUUCUUGAAGACGACACUCCACCGGAUAUAUGGCAAAUUUCUCGGACUGAGAGCGUAUAUACGCAAGCAAAUCAACAACAUUUUCUAUUCAUUUAUUUAUGAGACCGAGAGGCACAACGGUGUGGCUGAAUUAUUAGAAAUUUUGGGGAGCAUUAUCAAUGGCUUUGCUCUACCGCUGAAGGAGGAGCACAAGGCUUUUUUACUGCGCGUUCUCAUUCCCCUGCACAAAGUGAAGUCUCUUAGUUUAUAUCAUCCUCAGUUGGCGUACUGUGUUGUUCAGUUCCUCGAGAAGGACUCGUCUUUGACGGGACCGGUUGUGAAAGGGUUGCUCAAGUUUUGGCCGAAAACGCACAGUCCAAAGGAGGUCAUGUUUUUGAAUGAAUUGGAAGAAAUUUUAGACGUAAUUGAACCAAGUGAGUUUGUAAAAGUGAUGGAUCCCCUUUUCAAACGGCUAGCACGAUGCGUUUCCAGUCCUCACUUCCAGGUUGCAGAAAGGGCUCUGUAUUAUUGGAACAAUGAGUACAUUACAAGUCUAAUCAAUGACAACUCCGACAGAGUGUUACCCAUUAUGUUUGGUGCUCUCUACAAGAACUCGAAAUCACACUGGAACAAAACUAUCCACGGCUUGAUAUAUAAUGCUCUGAAGUUACUCAUGGAGAUGAACCAGAAACUCUUUGAUGAGUGUACCGCAAGAUUCAAGACAGAGAAAGAAACAGAACAUCAAAGGCAGUUGCAGCACCAGCAAGCGUGGCAGAAGAUGCUAGAAAUGGCGUCAAGCAAUCCACACGUGGUCUCUCUCUUCAAUGGAAUUAGAGAAGUAGAAAAGUGUGCACCGGUAGAAGCAGCCGGGUCAGCUGCAGAGGAUGAUGACGAGCUGGUGGAUCCAUUGCAGAUAAACGAAAUGGUACACAAGAAGUCUGAGAAGAAACCGGGUGUCGAUCUAAUUCGGCGAAAGUCAUUCCUUCCUGGCGACUAUAGGACCAAGGAGACGCUGGAUAAAUAUCAACCAGCAACUGACCACUUGUCAUCAGCUGCUGAGAAAUGAUUGGGAGUAUUUAGGGCAAUCUACUUCCGAAUAUAGUCGCUUAUUGGUAACCCUCUACUUGGGCAUUUUUUGGGACUUUGGUUUGUAUAUUCUGGAUAGUCGAUACUUCCCUUGUGUACUCCACUAUUUUGGUUGUAAUGCCCUCAUUAUUCAUAGAGUAGUCACUGUAGCUCUGUAGCCGGAUUUGUGAUGGACGGUUCAAUUGAAUUGGGUGCAUCGUUCUGGCUAUUUGAACUGACUGUACAUACAAAGACUGGGAAGUGUUUUUAUGAGUACAUGGUAAUGCCAUUUCGUCUCUUGAGUAGAUUUGUGAUAAAUGUGUCUAAUUGUCUAUCUGGCUUGUCCUGGUUGUAACGAGUUGCGUUUAAAUGAGCAUACGUGUUGCGCAAAGCGACCUUUUGCAA